AAGGGAAAAGUAACCCAAAAUUGAUUUCAGCCCCAAUUCACUCAAUUCUCCAAUUGAGGGUCUGAGCUUGCUGUAAUGGGCAGCUUCAAGCUCCAAUUUUCUCAACUGGGACUUCAACAAAAGCCUCAGAUUCCGGCCGUUAUCAUCACACUGAGAAUUAGUUGCGGAGGUCUUAGAAAUGGGCCCAGAAAGCCUAUGUGGAGGACGCGAGUGCUCUCCUCUGAAGCCAUUCAAGCAGUUCAAUCUUUGAAACUGGCGCAAAAGUCGCCUUCUAAAUUGGAACACGUUCUCACCACUAAGCUAGGAAGGCUUUUGAAGGCCGAUUUAGAGGAUGCAUUGGCCGAGUUGCAGAGGCAAAAUGAAUUGGAUUUAGCCCUCAAGGUGUUUGAUUUUGUGAGGAAAGAGACGUGGUAUGUGCCCGAUCUAUCUCUGUACAACAACAUGAUAUUAAUGGUGGGUAAGCGCAGGAUGAUUGAGUCGGUUGAGCAGCUCGUUGUACAACUGCGGAGUGAAGGCCUGCAACCAGAUGCGAGAACCUAUACUGAACUGAUGGGAGCAUAUUUAAAAGUUGAAAUGGUGAGUAAAGCAAUGGAAACGUAUGACCAGAUGAAGGCUUCUGGCUAUGUCCCGGAUAAGUUAACACUGACUAUUUUGAUAAGAAACCUCGAAAAGGCUGGUGAGAAUGCCCUUUCGGAAGCUAUAAGGAAAGAAUGUGCUGAGUAUUUUGAUUACCCGAACAAGUUUCUUGAAGAAGUUGAAAGGAAGCAUCCAAAGAGGAAGAAACUUGUCAUCAUCUGAAGAUGUCUGUCAUUGCUUAUUGUGAUCAUCCAAUUUUGAUGUGUGUCCCUUUGAAAAAAUUCAGUUGAUUUACAGUAUAAUGUAAAUAUAAAUUCUUCUUGCUCAUUGGAAAGUAGAAUUUCUUAAA
Salvia splendens (bonfire salvia) is the source of this 925-nucleotide messenger RNA. RefSeq names its product pentatricopeptide repeat-containing protein At1g62350. The coding region runs from base 76 to 798 and encodes 240 amino acids. The record is from RefSeq and is a predicted model, not a curated record. The transcript has 3 exons. Gene Ontology annotation, biological process: Group II intron splicing; chloroplast organization. Gene Ontology annotation, molecular function: RNA binding; protein binding. Lineage: Eukaryota; Viridiplantae; Streptophyta; Magnoliopsida; Lamiales; Lamiaceae.